Oppia nitens is the source of this 1617-nucleotide messenger RNA. Its product is annotated as kynurenine aminotransferase-like. The transcript is spliced from 8 exons. NCBI's taxonomy places the organism in Eukaryota, Metazoa, Arthropoda, Arachnida, Sarcoptiformes, Oppiidae. The coding region runs from base 288 to 1556 and encodes 422 amino acids. Gene Ontology annotation, molecular function: L-kynurenine:2-oxoglutarate transaminase activity; pyridoxal phosphate binding. The record is from RefSeq and is a predicted model, not a curated record. Gene Ontology annotation, biological process: biosynthetic process. Gene Ontology annotation, cellular component: mitochondrion; cytoplasm.
CGACAAAUUUAUUGCUUUCAGAUAACAAACUUUGCGUAUAUCGUUGACUUCCAAUCUAUUAGUUUAGCUUUGGUCACUAAAUCGCAAAACGAUUGUUCCCAGGUAUACAUUUUUAUGACACGCAUACCGGCUAUUAUCUCAUUCAUGAGUCUCAAUCGGGAAUCGUUUACCCAUCAGCAAUUGAAACGGGAUGUACAGUAUGAGUAGACCCAGACCUACCAUACUUGAUACUCCAAGCCGAUCGUUUUAAUGAUUUGGAUCCUCGAUUUUGGUCUGAAAUAGCUCGUAUGGUUGAAAUCAAUAAGCCUAUCAAUUUGGGAAUGGGUUGUCCCGAUUUUGAUGCCUGGCCACAAUCAAUUAUGGAGGCCAUGGCCGACAUUGUCCAAAACGGGUCCUGUUUGUUACAUCAAUACACAAAAAGCCCCGGACAUCCUAGGUUGGUCAAAGUGUUGGGACAGUUAUAUUCACAUCUAUUGGGCCGAACAGUCAACGGUGACGAUAAUAUUCUGAUAACUAUCGGUGCAUAUGAGGCCCUACAUUGUACUAUCUAUGGACUGGUCAACACUGGCGAUCAGGUGAUCAUUAUUGAUCCGGCAUACGAUGCAUACGAUAUGAUUACCAAAGCUGCCGGUGGUAUACCUGUGCACGUGGCACUUAAGCGAAUGGACAACCGGGUAAAUGGUGAAAACCAUAGCGGAUGGACAUUGGAUUUUGAGGAACUGGAGUCAAAAUUUAAUGCCCGAACCAGAUUUAUCAUUGUUAACACACCUAACAAUCCACUGGGAAAGGUGUACACCAAAGAGGAGUUAACUAAAAUAGCAGAUCUGUGCCACAAAUAUAAUAUAAUCGCUAUAAUGGAUGAGGUAUACGAGUGGCUAACUUAUGGAUCCAAUGAACACUUUCGUUUAGCAUCGCUUCCGGGUAUGUUCGAGAAAAGCAUAACUAUUGGCAGUUUAGGUAAGGCGUUCAAUGUUACCGGUUGGCGGUGCGGUUGGGCUGUCACUGGAAAUACAAAAAUACGCGAAGCUAUGACAUUGGCUCACAUGAGCAGUGUGUACGUGUGUCCCACACCGAUACAGGAGGCGGCCGCCCGUACCUUUGAACUGGAACUCCAGAAAUUGCGUGACAACCAGAUUGACGACAUGUAUUGGACUCAGUUGACCAGUUUGUUGACCAAAAAGCGAGAUAUGUUGUUCAAUAUGCUAUCGGAAUUGGGUUUCAAUCCAAUGGUUCCCGAAGGCGGCUAUUAUUUGGUUGCCGAUUGUCGCCGAUUAAUCGAUAGACUAAAUCUAAACGACUAUUUUGACAAACGGGGAAAAACAUUUUCGUUGGUCAGAUGGCUGUCCAAACACGGCGUACAAGGCGUACCAUUGACUGUCUUCUACAGACAAGAGAAUCAACAUCUGGCCGAAGGUUUGGUACGUUUUUGUUUUAUUAAAAGCGAUGAAACAUUGUUGAAGGCCAGGGAUGCGUUGAUAAGGAUGACUCAAUUGGUUGAUAAUUGCGAUAUUGAUGAACAACAGCAUCACAAUAAUAGUUAUAUUAUUGAAGUCUAAAAAAAUUGUGUUCAAUGAUAUUUGAAAAUAUUUAUGGAUUGUAUUGUGAUUUUGCAAAAAU